Messenger RNA from Drosophila biarmipes, 1581 nucleotides. RefSeq lists its product as uncharacterized. The coding region runs from base 79 to 807 and encodes 242 amino acids. Gene Ontology annotation, cellular component: replication fork; Rad51B-Rad51C-Rad51D-XRCC2 complex; centrosome. The record is from RefSeq and is a predicted model, not a curated record. Gene Ontology annotation, biological process: double-strand break repair via homologous recombination; DNA strand invasion. The transcript has a single exon. NCBI's taxonomy places the organism in Eukaryota, Metazoa, Arthropoda, Insecta, Diptera, Drosophilidae. Gene Ontology annotation, molecular function: four-way junction DNA binding.
GCGACAGUCGAUAUAUCCAUUGUAUAUUUCUGGGCGCAAUUCAAGUUCGACUUUUGUAUGUACAUUUGAUUAUUAGCCAUGGAGUCGCGCCAAUUGCACUCAGCCGUGUUUGGCCUGUGCGGCUUCGAGGAUGAGACCCUGGUGGAGAUCUCCGGGCCGGGGAACAGCGGCAAGAGCCUGGUGCUCCAGCAGCUGAUGGCCCACUGCUUGGCGCCCUACGAAUUCGGUGGCCGCCAGUGGGGCGUCCUCCUGAUCAACCUGAGCCACAAGAUCAACCGGGAGUCCCUCACGAAGUGCAUCAAAACGGAGCUGCAGGCGUUUUUCGAAAGAACGGAAGCAGGCGAAUCCCUGCCGGAGGCGGAGCUGGCGAGGAUUGCCGCCGAAUGCAUGGGUCGGGUGCGAUUCCUCAACUGUUUCUCCACCGAAGACGUUGCCACUGCCCUGAUCGACGCCCGCUACGCGGUCGUCGAUGAUCCCGACGUGCAACUGGUUGCCCUCGACACACUCGGCGAAUUCUACUGGCUGGACUUCCACAAGAGAACCGAGCAUUUGUCCAUGAUCCAGUACUGUAGCGAGUGGCAGGCGCGUCUGGAGAAGCUCUGCAAGGAGGCCAUCGUCUGCGGCAUGUACACGGUGAACUCUGCCCACCUGGAGAACCUAAGUGAGCAGAGUGAACUACUGCCGGAGGUCAAAAUAAAGUACCCCGUGAGGAUGGAGAAGAUUCAAGGGAGCCUCACUCUAAAUGGAUUGCCCCUGGUCUUUGGUAAUGGUGGGGCCAAGUUAGCUAGCCAACAAGUAAGCGGAUAAGGCACAAAUUGCUCACUGUUUCUCAUAAACAAUAACUCACUAACGAUGCCCGCAAAUAAGAUGUAUAAAUAACCACUAUAACGAUUUACUCGAAUUACUUACCUAACGUAACAUAUGUAGAAAGUUGUCAAGGAAGCGAUUGAAUAUUGGUGUUCAAGGUGUUCAGAGACCUCAAAUUAUUUGCCUCUUUUCUGAAUAUCAUUUGAAAAGGAGUUCCUUUAGAUAACUACAUAUUUUAUUAGCUCAUAUUUCAACUAAUGUCAAGGUCUGUAAACUACUCAAGCUAGAGAAAUUAUAAAAACGUACUAUUAUGUUGAAAUACUACUGCUACUAGCUGCUUCGUUACUGCCUUGAUUUUUCUCCAGUUAUCCCCUGAAGCUUAAGAAAAGAAAAGCUCGCCUUAUGACUUAUUCCAUUCAGUAAUAUAUUUAAUAUUAUAUAUCAGUAAUAUUAUCUUAAUUAAAAAAAAUACAACAGUUCUUUAAAAUUGUGUUGAAACCUUCACUAUUUUCUUUUUGUUUUUAAGAAGGCCAACCCUACCAGAAUUAUACUUAGAACUAAUGAUUUCUAAAAGCUAUACAUAAGUAAGGUGGUUUUGUUUAGCAGUUUCUUUUCUUAGCGUUUUAAGAAGCAAUAUGUUUUGCAAUCUAAAAGGGCUUUUAAAGUUAUUCGACAAUUUAGUUUGGUAGUGCUUAAAAGCCGGUAAAAUAGUAAAAAUUUUUAAAUAGAAUCAUUAAUUUAAAUGUAAUUUCAAUAAAUAAUUAUUUGUUUAAA